Phaeodactylum tricornutum CCAP 1055/1 is the source of this 1877-nucleotide messenger RNA. RefSeq lists its product with no specific name. The record is from RefSeq and is a predicted model, not a curated record. Lineage: Eukaryota; Bacillariophyta; Bacillariophyceae; Surirellales; Neidiaceae. The coding region runs from base 186 to 1805 and encodes 539 amino acids. The transcript has a single exon.
UUCCGGAAGGGUAGUAGCGUCCGUACGUGUUAGAGUAUCUGCCUUACAAUUGGGUAGUUACCAACCAUUGAAGAGUACCGUAGUCCAAAGAGACACAAAGAAGUACAGUGUCGCGGACGUUGUCUUUGUUUGGCAAAUAGUCCUUCACGAACGGGAACGUCGCCUAGUAUUGUACACGUUUUACCAUGGCGGGAGGCAGUGCGCAUCACUCUUGGCAUCCACACAAUGGCGCUUCGUCGUCCGCGUACAAAGUCACUGCGCUCUCCUCUACGGGAAGCAGUCACGGUCGGUACCCUCCCACCAAAGCUCACCAUCAUCACACUCGUCCGCACGACGUUGCCGCGAUGCUCGCUCGUGGCUACUCGGCGCGAUUCCUCGGAGCCAACGUGCCGCAAUCCUUAACUGUUUGUCGCAAGGACGAAAUCGAAAAAGACCUCCGUCACAUGCAGGCCUAUUACCAAGCCGUGCAGCACUACGAACAGCAGUGUUAUUUGCACCACAAUCCCGACGCCGUAAACGCGACACCCGACCCCUACCACAACGGCACCGCACCCGCUCUGCUCCGCGGAGCCCCGGGGACAACGCGGUUGCCCAUUCGCAUUGAUCCGGAAGAAGAAAAGCGUCGGGAUGUCUUGCGACAAACAAUGCUAGUCGCGGAACACGAACGGGCGCAACUCGAGCAACAGUACGUGUCCCUCAUGGCCCACUACGUGGAUGUUGCCCAAGCCCUGCAACAGGCCACACAGAACCAGCGUGAAUCGGUGGACUUUUUGCAAGCCGCCGUCGACCAGAAAGCCCGGGCAGUGGCCUGGAUGCGGGCCAAAACGCAAUUGGCCCGGGAUGUUCGGGACGUCCUGCAACACCGCGGACGAGUGCUGGCCGCCGCCCACGGCGACCAAACCGCCCCGGUCCCUUCCGUUCCCUCGCUCGCACUCGCCGAAGACGACCCCCUCUACCAAAUAUGGAACGAAUGGGAAAACAACGCGCCCACCAUUGCAUCCAAUAAUGCCAACAGCAACAAGGCGGGCAAAAAGGCUCCCGUCAAGCCCACCAAGAAUGUCACCGUGUGGCCCAGCACGGUGUUGGCGGCGACCCCGCCGGGCGUACCCUUACUCUUGUCGGCCACCAGCAAGGCACCCGAAAAGUCGCUGGCCAUGGGGAUGAACGGGGACUUGUGUUGGUUUCCCACCCACGUGCCCGACGACGUGAGCUCUCACGACCGUAUAACGCCCACGGCAACCUCGGCGGCGACGACGACUACUACCACAACGGCUUCCUCAACGACUGUGGUCGUAACCGAGGAAGAAGACGAAUCGGAAGUGGUGGACCAAUUGCGCGACACUGUCACGGCCUUGUCCCACGAACUGGAGCAGGAACAAGCGCAAAACGCCGCGAUUGCGUCGAAAUUGUGGGAAUCCCGUUUAGCUCAGGAUGAAUGGGUAGCCAUGAUGAACAUUCUCCGUCAAGAAACGGAAGGCAUCUUGCACCGACACAAUGUCUUGCUGGAAUCCGACAUGGCGUUGGAACGCGCAGCGGCAAAGGAACUGGCCGAGGAAGGGACAGACGAAGAUGACGGUUCCGGGGCGGACCGGCAGAGUUCGGUCCCUCCGGAAGUCACCACGACGACGGCACCGAUCCGCAAGGCGGACGAAGCCAAUGAUGGAGACGACGAGGACAGUCUGGACGAAGAGGAGGAAGAACCACAGAGCAGUAUUGCGGUAGUAGCGGAGGCUGCGGGGAAACGGUCUACAAUCGAGCCGGAUGGAGCUGGUCCCCGGGUUAGCAGCAAGCGACGUCGAUUGUAACGUGCUGCCGGAACGACACGAAAUUCUAGAUACACGGACGAAGCCACUAAGUAUAAGCCAGAUUUGGAAGGU